AUGGGUAAUUGUGAAUCUGAAUAACCGAUUACAAGUUAAUAGCCUAUAUUAGUAGAGCUUAAUUAGAGUAAUAAUAAAGUGAUAUUAGAUGAUAAGGAUGUGAAUUAAGGAGAAUUUGCAUUUCAAAAAGUUCAAGAACCAUAAGAAGUAAAUGGAGAAAUAGGAAAUGUAAUUGAUAUAAAUAAAUAAUAAAAGGAAUUAGAGAAAUUGGAUCUUCAACCUGCGACAAUAAAUUUACCUCCUUUUAAUUUUAGUGAGAUAAAAUAAGUAAAUGCAGAAAGCAGACCAGAAUUUAAAUUAAUUGAUGGAUCAAAAUAUUUUGGAGAAUGGAUUGGAGAUUAAAUGACAGGAAAUGGUGUUUUGGAAGGAAAAAAUGGAAAAUAUGAAGGAUAAUUUGAAAAUGGGUUAAAAUAAGGAAGGGGUAGAUUUACAUUUCCAAAUGGAGAAGUAUAUGAAGGUGAAUGGAAAGAUAAUUAAUAGGAUGGAAUAGGAACAUAUUAUUAUUCUUAAGGUACUGUUUAUCAUGGUUAAUGGGUUUAAAAUUAAAAACAUGGAUAAGGUAGAGAAGUAUUUCCUAAUGGAUCUAAUUAUUAAGGAGUAUUUGAAAAUGGUGUUAAAAAUGGUCAUGGAGUAUUUAUAUGGAAAGAUGGAACUAAAUAUGAGGGUAGAUUUAUUGAUAAUUAAAUAUGUGGUUAAGGUAAAAUGUAUUAUCCUAAUGGAAAAUUUUAUGAAGGAGAGUUUUUUAAUGGUAAAAUGCAUGGAAUAGGGAAAUUUAGUGUAAAUAUAAUUGAUUAAUCUAAUAAAGUGGCCUGAUGGUAGAAUUUAUGAUGGAGAAUAUUAAUAUGAUAAAAAACAUGGUUUUGGUAUCUUAACUGGAUAAAAUUAUAGAUAUGAAGGAGAAUGGAAAGAAGGUAAAAUGGAAGGAAAUGGAUCAUUAACUAAAAAUGGAGAAAUUAUGGUUGGUAUUUGGAAGGAUAAUAAAUUUAUAGGUGAUAAACAUAUAUGA
This is a messenger RNA of Paramecium sonneborni, 1006 nucleotides long. NCBI's taxonomy places the organism in Eukaryota, Ciliophora, Oligohymenophorea, Peniculida, Parameciidae. The record is from the annotation of a GenBank genome assembly.